Messenger RNA from Podarcis lilfordi (Lilford's wall lizard), 15881 nucleotides. The record is from the annotation of a GenBank genome assembly. NCBI's taxonomy places the organism in Eukaryota, Metazoa, Chordata, Lepidosauria, Squamata, Lacertidae.
AGAACUUCCGGCCUAGGGUCGAACUCUUUUCCGUUUUAACUCCCAGGACACUGCAUAGCGGGGGAAGGGCACCAUAGAUAUGUGAAUGGCAGGAGGAGGAGCCCAUGUAGCAUCACUCUCGCGAGCACGCUCCACCCACUCUUCCCUUUUUCUCUCUCUAUGCCAAGUCUGUCGAUUUGAUGAUGCCGUACAGAACGCGGACGGCGGCGAUGAUGCCAACCUUAGUAGCCGCCUCUGCGCAAAGCUCGGCGUCCCCUAUUGGCUGAGCGUUCUGUCAGUCAAACGGCCAGCGGGGCGGUGCUUCAAGGGAAGGCCUCCCCAGAGGCCAAGAGUGGCGGCGGUGCUGGCGCUGCCGCGGGAAUGAGGAGACGCCGCUGAGGAACAUCGGCCGUCCGGGGAGCGUCCACGCCUGAGGAACCGUCGCCGACAAGUGAGGAUAUUUGCGGGGUGGAGUGCGGGUUUCAAAUAUGAAUAGUAACGAGGGGCGUGGCCUAUAUUAAUAUUAAUAAGGGGCGUGGCACGUGUGACUAUCAAUGAGGACGUCACUGAUUAUGAAUUGGUGAACCUGAGUAUAAUUGAGGGUAUGUAUGUGUUUUAUCUAUUAUACAUGCACACAUUAUAUUAGAGACUAUUGUAGUUACAUAGUAUAUAUUUUGUUUAAAUACUGUAAAGAAUUAUAUAUAUAUAUCUGUGUGUAGCUGUAUAUCACAGAGGCUGGGAACAAAGCAUAUUUAUUUCAUUAUCAAUAAUGUUAAUCAUUAAAAAUUCAUUCAUUGUAAUUCAAAAGUAACUGAGUGGUUUUAAUUAUGAAUUCAUAAAUCACCCAUUGCAGACAAUUGUACAGUAGUUCAGAAGUAUAGAAAUUGUUUAAAUGGCUGAAUGAAUAAUGGCAAGAUACAUCGUGGCUUGCAACCUUCUUUUCAAUUGGUGCUUAAAGUUAACAGUAAAUUGCAACACUUAGCAAUUGCUGCAAUAGUCAGUUUAUGAGGUCAAAGGGGGAAAAAAUGUGUUCUGUUUCCUGCACUUGGAUCUUGCUCCUUCCUUCCUUCGUUAAUUUUUUAUCCACGUACCAAGAUUUGAACCCAGAUCCCACCUCUGUAUUUGCAGCAUUCUGUUGAAAAUAAGAGAUGAGCAAAGAGAAGUCUAUCGAUGGCUACUAGGUGUUCAGUAGUGUGCUUCUCCCCACCUGAUGUUGUAUACAACUCAGUCCUACUCAGAGUAGACCCAUUGAAAUUACUGGACAUGGCUAACUUAGGUCUAUUUAUUUCAGUGGAUAUAUUCUGAAUUGGACAGAGCUGGUUACAGCUCUAAGCUGAAGCACUUCCUCGUCUGUCUCAUUGUCCUGAUCUGAAUGUCAUAUGGGAGUGCUGGCUUGAUUGCCCUAAACAAGAACAGAUUAAUGUUCAUCUUGUUUGAUGACAAAACAUAUUUCUGUUGCUCCUGAUAAUGCAUGUGUGUGUGUGUGUAUUUUCCUCUGACAGGUUUAGGUAGCUGCGCUUUGUGAAUAAUUCAUACUUGUUGGGCUUUGAUCGUUAAUUUGUAUUUCCGUCACUGCGGCUCGUUUAAUGAAAAGCACUCAUGUUUCACACUUGGUUUUAAAAAAGGCUUUCAUUUACGCUCCUGACCUCAAGAGAGUUGGAGCUUGGGGCGUGUGUGUUUGAUGCUGCUGGGAAUAUUUCUUUCAUAAUGUCCCAAUGGGAUUACUCAAAGGAAUGAAGAGAGAGCGCUUGAAAGCUUGCAGCUGAAGCAUGAUUUCUGAAGGCUGAUUUAUGAAGAUGGUACGAAAACAGCCCCUUUGUCGACACAGCCAACUUAUUUAUUUAACAAAAUGUAUAUCCCACUUGAUUGUUUUAUACUUUUGUUAACUGCUUAAAAAUUCUCUUAAAAUGUAUCAAAAUUAUUGACAAAGAACAUUCUGCUUCUGGGCCUUUUCUAUGCAAACCAAUGAUGAUGAUGAUGCUCAGACUGUCAUGAGGAGUUCCUAUUUUCUAGGCACCUUUUGCAACAUGCCGUUACAGGUUUUAUAUCACUUCCAAAGGAGUGUUUUAUGCAAUAUCAGUGGAUUCCUGCAUAUUCUUUGGGGUGGGUUCUUGUGGUCUUUUAGUAUAGCAUUGCAAGCCAAUAUUUGGCAGUCUGCAACCUUGUGGCUUCCAGUCUUCCAGGCCUUCUACUGUAACAUUCAUCUUUGGGGCAUUUUGGAAGGCGAGCAGAUUCUUUUCCCAAGUUAGCAGGAGGCAGUGAUGGUUACCAACUUGGAUGGAUUUGAAAGAGGAUUAGACAAAAUUCAUGGAGGAUAAGGCUAUCAAUGGCAACUAGCCAUUAUAGCUAUGCUUCCCCCAUGAUCAAAGGCAGUAAUGCUUCUGAAUAUCAGUUGCUGGAAACCACAGGGGGGGAGAGGGCUCCUCUGUCUGGGUCUUGUUUGAGGGCUUCGCACAGGCAUUUGGUUGGCUGCUGUGAGAGCAGGAUGCUGGACUAGAUGGGCCAUUAGCCUGAUCCUGAAGGGAUCUUCUUAGGCGCUUAGUUGUUGCAGUCUCUCUCAUGUGCGCACACACACAAACACACACAUACAGAGUUGGUCACAUACUACAUGCAGAAUUACUUUUCAGCCUUCAGCCCUCAUGCUUCCCUGAGCUGUUGGGUCAUUUGACUCUUUCUAAUAGAUUUCAAUUUGCAGCCAGGCGUUAGUAAUUCUUCAUGAGCCAAAUUGAUUGUUUAACCAUAUUGUUUUUUCCAUUUUGAUCAGGACCCUGAAGCCUUUGUGCUUUAGCAAAAUGACUUUGAACCGUCUGCUUCUCCCCCCACUGCUGCAACUUGGCAGUGCCCCUGUUUCAGUGGCUUUUCUGCUUGUUCCUGAAACACUGCUUGGGACUGGUCCCUUCUGAGCCCUGCUGCUGUUUUCAUGCUUGUCUCUUUCUUUUUCCCUUUCAUCAUCCUCGUAGGAUUCCACCAUCUGCUGGAAAAGAUGGGGAACGUGGAAAGCAGCAGCCAUUACCAGAAGCACCUCUCGAGGUUCCUUCCUGAUGAACAAGCCGACAUUGACAGCGUCUUUGUUGCCAUAUCCGGGUCGGGGGAGGCUGUCGGAGGAAAAGGGGGCAAACCAGCCAAGAGGGAUGUGACUCUGACGAUGCUCAAGGCAAGAAACAAAACUUGGUUGACAAUUAGCAUGCUUAGCCUUUCCGGAUAAUUUUCUGUGUGUUCGCAGCACUUUGUGGACAUGGUCCUAUUGUAAUAUUUGCAGCAGCCCUGCAUAGUGCAGAUGACCUUAAACAAAUUGCUUAAAGUCAGGUUCUGAAUUCACAGCAGCGGCAAGAUUUGAUUCCUUGAGCUUUGUCUCAAUCUCCUGGCCACUCUGCAGUGGAAGGGCUGCAGCUCUAUGGUAGAACAUCUUCUUUGCAUUCAGAAGGUCCCAGGUUCAAUCCCCGGCAUCUCCAGGUAGGGCUGGGAAAGCCCCCCACCCUGCCUGAUACUUUGGAGAGCUGCUGCCAGUCAGUGCAGGCAGUACUGAGCUAGAUGGAGUUAAAAGUUCUUGGUAUAAUGCAGAUUCCUAUAUUCCUAAGAUUAGACAGGGCUUGUAGUGGUGAUGUUGUUUUACAAAGGAUGCUCCUACACAGAGAUGGAGAACCUGUAGCUUUUCAGAUGUUGUUGGACUCCCAACUCCCAUCAGCCCCAGCUAGCAUGUUCAGUGGUUGGUGAUAAUGGAAGCUGCAGUCCCCCCCCCCCCCAAAGAAUCAUGCAUUGGUCUCCCAGUAAUGAGCUGCAGCACAAAAGUGGUCAUAACCUAAAUUGGGUGGGUUGCAUGAGUAAUACUAUACUGUUUACUUUUAAAGAAAUAAGAAAUAGAAAAGUGAUAGGUGCGUGGGGAGUUAGGGAGAGGGAGAUCAAUGUAGCCGGAGUGGUGGUGCAGCUGUUAGAGUGUCAGUCUAGGACCUGGGAGACCAGGGUUCAAAUCCCCACAUGGCCAUGAAGCUCACUGGGUGACAUUGGGCUGGUGGCUGCCUCUAAGCCUAACCCACAUCACAGGGUUGCUGUGGGGAUUAAAUGAGGAGGGAGAGAACCAUGUUCAGCACCUUGAAGAUGGGAUAUAAAUGCAAUAAAUAAAUAAAAAAAUAGCCUUCUGGCGUUCUUCAAGUUGAGCCACUGCAGCUUCUUCCCCGUCCUGCAAAUCCUGGGAAUUAUUUUGUAUUGACUGUUAAUCCAGCAUGCCUGCAGUAUAUGUUGCUUUGUGGCUUGCUGUCCUUUGGGAAGAGAGUGGGAUAGAAAUUAAACAUGCAAAUAAUUAAAAAUUGUAUUCACUGCAGCCUGAGAAUCAUAGAAUUGUAGAGUUGGAAGGGACCCGGAGGAUCAUCUAUUCAGGAAUAUGCAGCUACGGGAAUCGACCCUCAACUUUGGUGUUAUCAGCACCAUGCUCUAACCAACUGAGCUAUCCAGAAAGGAGCCUGGGAAACUGCCUUAUACCAGAUCAAACUGUGGCUCAGAAUGGUGGGUGGGAAGCCUUUUCCCAAGCAGUUAAGAACCAAUUUCCAGAGGUGGAAAUCCGAAUUGUGAAAGUAUCCCUGGCCUGCUGAAUGUGUAAUGAGCGGCUGGCUUGUUCCUUUUGCCUGUUGGCCCAAACAAGAGACAUACGGCGAGGGGAGCCAGAGGAGAGAUGGCCCUUCCUUGGCGUCAGGAUGCAUUGCCUUUGGUGCAGAGUGAGCUCCUGCCACUUUGGAGACUGCUUGUUCCUUCUAGUUGGUUGAACUUCCCUGUUGCUUUUCCGUCUAUCUCUAGGCCCACGUCAAGGAGGCCCUCCCUGAAUCAAUGGUCGUCCGGCUGUACAAUGGGAUGAAGAGCAUCCCUCUGUCCGAGAAGUCUCCUGGGUCCAACGGGCAGGUGAGGAAGGAGCAGUUUGUCAUUUUCAUGUCGGCAGUCUUCAAAGGCAACGCCGAGGAAAAGAAAGGCAUCGUCAUGAAAAUGAUAUCGAACACGGACAGCACCGUGAAGGGAAGUCACAUCAUUGAGGUAAGAAGAGAAAAAACCCAGUGUGUUCCAUUUGCCUAUAAGAGAGAGGAAGAGGGACUGGAGCAGAAAUGGGGCAAGGUGAUGGAUCUGGGAACCAAGAGUGGGAAGCCAGGAAUCAAUACCUAGAAGCCAGGAAUUGUCUGCAAAUUUAGCGAAAGGAAAGUAAGGCAGAUGCUCAGCCACUGCUGUCUUUCUCCAGUGCCAGAUACGGAAGCUGUAGUUAUUCGUAUCGUACUAGUCCCUGUUAGUAUCCUUUUCGAAGUAUUAAUUUCUGCCCUCAUUAGGAGGUCUGUUCCUUUUUUUGUGUGCAUCUGCCAUUUAAACACUCCACGUAGGGAAAAAAAAAUUAAACUGUUGAAGUUUGCAGAGGAUCUGGUUGGCUCUGUGGUUCACGUCCUGAGCUGCAGGAAGAUGCUGAAGGGCUGGAACUUGAAGAAUGUGCAGAAUUCAACCACAGGAAUAAAAGCUUUGGCGUCUCAGUUAGUGUCGGAGUUGAAAUCGGCAGGUGAGUGUCAGAAUGUCCAUUUUCGCUUUGGUUUAGACGUAGGCCCUGGCAAUGGUUGGUGGCCAUUGUGAGCUCCAUAGGGUUUGUGGCUUGGGAGACAGAGAGGCUCAGAGAGCGGCAUUUGGCUCUUGGGCAUGAAGUUUCCUGCCUCUGGAAUACAACAUAGUUACUAAUAGACCUUUCCUCCUCUGUCCAUUAGUCCUAAUCCAUUUAAAAGCCCUUGGAUCCAGUGGUCAGGUUUGGCAGUGGCUCCUUUGGAUCCGACCAAGUUUCCUGGUGCUACUUACCUCUAACUUUUGUUUCUUGCUGCAGAUGGGAAGAGGCUUGAGGGUGGUCAGGCGCUGGACGCUGUCUGUGACGAAAGCAGCAUUGAGGAUUGGGUCUUCCGGGUUCCACAGGUCUCCGCUUUCCUCACUGUGGUCGUCCAGCAGGGGCUGCUCAUCCUGCACUCCCUCCCGGACCAAGAGCAAGAGACUUUCCCUUUGCUUCCGGAGUGCCAGGGGGUCAGAGGCAGCCGCUUCGUCAGCCUCCUCAACAUCCCGUCCGUCACCUACAUCAACUCUCACCUGCCUUCCGAGCUCCAACACAAGUGGAGGCUCCUCUUUGCCUCCCAGGUUCACGGCGAGAGCUUUACGCAGCUGUGUGGGCACAUUGUCAACCAGGGGCCCUGCGUGCUGGUUCUGAAGGACACCGAUGGCUACGUCUUUGGUGGUUUUUCAUCAUGCUCCUGGGUGGUUAAACCACAGUUUCAAGGUAAGAAUGCUUGUUGACCCAACGUCUUUCAGCCUAUAGCUCACAUUUCACAAAAUCUCAACCCUGCUCCUCUGGCAGGUGCUAUGGAGCACAUCCUGUUUGAAAAGUAUUGUCUAAAAAAUUCUGUAUCUAGACAGCCCAAAUUCUUUGCCAACAAAAGCAGGAUCAUUUGUAUAAAUUGGGCAAAGCGUGCAAUUUGCCAUAUUUCCAUGGCAAAUCUCAUUCUCCCAUUAUUCUUUAGAGAUUUUAGCUGGCUUUCCCUUUGCUGGGCAGGAGGGUUGGUGGUGGUUCGUGCCAGAAGGCUGCCUUCCCUGCUGAGGUUGCCUAUCAGGGGCCGUGUUCCAGGGGCAAAAGUGGAACAAUGCAUGCGGAUUUUGCUUUUGCACAGUAGGAUGGUUCUUCCACAACCCUCUCUGUCCUUCAUACAGGCAAGCAAGAAGCUUUGUUAGAGUUCAAGCACACAUUCUUGCUUAGCAGGGCCAGUGAGGGGCAUGGCCCAUGGAGAGUGGGUGUGGCCUGUUGAGAGUCCCAAGGGCUGGAGAGAGGGACCUGGAGGGCCACGUGUUCUCCCUGUGCCUGAUGCUCCUCUCCCCUGACUCUCACUCUUUCAAGCCUGUCUUCACUGACAAGAGUCACAUGACCUUCUGGGGAAGAUGAAAUUUUGCACCCAACACCACAUUUUGCCCAGGGUCUUUUCACUGACUCUCCCAAUUUAAGUCCCUAUUGGUUUUAGUGAGUUGGAGACCCAGGCAAGUGUGCACAGAAUUGCAGACUUCAAAGAUUUUUUUUUUAAUGUACAUGCUGUCAAAAUGACUUGCUACUGUUUUCCCACUAGAUGGCGACCCUGCCGUUGCUUUUGAUUCUGCUGAGAUUAGAACUAAUUCUCUUUAAGGUGGAGAGUAUUCUCAGGACAGAUCAAAAUGCCUAGGACGUAGAGCAAAUGUGUCCUUCCAGGAAAGAGCUGUAGCUUUGCAUGUAGAAGGUUAAGGGUUCAUUUCCUGACUUCUCCAGGCAGGACUGGGAAAGACCCCUGUCUGAAAAACGCAGGCCUCUGGAUGCCAGCUGCUGGCAGCCACAGAUGGGGAGAGUGCUGUUGCUCAGAUGUCCUGCUUGUGAGCUUCCCAGAGGCAUCUGCUUGACCGCUGUUGGGAGAAGAUGCUGGACUAGAUGGGCCUUUGGCCUGAUCUUGCAGGCUCUCAUCAGGAAACCUUGGAGAGCCACCAGGGCUGUCUUAAGCAUAUGCAAUGCUGGGCUGUAAAGAUCCACCCAGUGCCCCCUCCCCCAGGUUGCCCAGUCCUGGGCGCGCAGGAGGGCGGAGCUGGCCAGCCACCUCAUCGUCUCACUGGCUCGGUCACCCCCAAAAUCGCGGCGCAGAGCCGCCUGCAGCAGAAGAGCCCACCGCAGUGCUCCGACCAAUGUGCAGGCUCUUCCCUGAACUCAACCCUUGGGCCUCGGACUCUUGGCCUGGCGCCCCUGAGAGCCCGGGGUCCCCGCACCCCUAGCACCUAUGGGUAAGACGGCCCUGAAAGCCACUGCCACUCAGUGCAGAGGAUACCGAGCUGGCUGUACUGAUAGUUUGACUUGACGUAAGGCACACUCUUUUGUUCCAGUGCAUCUCUCCUGCCUCUGCCUCACCAGACCUCCCUGCAGGGUGUAAAGAGGGUUCUUUAAUACUGGCUGCCCUGCAGGCGACAGGCAAAAAUUAGCAGUAGAAGAGGUGGGGUUAUGGGGUGUAAUAUCUAAUGCAGGGGCAAUUAGGAUGCCUUUGUCUGCUUCAAGUACUUUGGUUCCAGGCCAAUCAGUGCUUUACGUGUCAGUUUAAGCACCAUAAUUUGGGCCAGGAAGACAACUGGCAAUGAGUGCUGGCGUUUCAAAAUUUCUUUGUGCAUUUAAAUAAAAGAUCUCGGGUUCAAUCCCCGGCAUCUCCAGGCAAGACUGGGAGUAUUCUCUGUUUGAAACUCUGGAGAACUGCUGCUGCCAGUCAGUGUCAACGAUACUGAGCUAGAUGGACCAAGUGUCUGACUUGGUGUAAGGCAGGUUCCUCUGUUUUGUGUCCCUAGAUUGCCUUCCUUUCUGUUCCUUGCUAUUUGGUCUGUGCUCCUUCUUCCUUCCACUGUCAUUUUACAGGCAACAACGGAUGCUUUCUGUUCUCUGUUUCGCCCUCACUUGAGGUCUUCACUUACACCGGCUACAACGACCACUACAUGUACCUGAAUCACGGGCAACAGACAAUGCCGAAUGGCCUUGUAAGUACAAAAUGGUUGCAGGACAGAGCCUUGUCUUGUAAUACUGCACUUUCAGUCACCCUGGAGAAUCUAGUCCUCUUGUGCAGUGCAACUGCGAGGGUCAGUUUUUGCUGGAUCGCACCACUUAAAGAUUGUGGGUUGGGCAGAUUGUGUGCUUGAUCUGCUUGUACAGGAUUUUGUGUAUGUGUGUGCAUUUGUGUGUGUGGUUGGCCAGAUGGCCUUUGCUGAGCAUCUGACCAAAAGCGUAUAUUUAUUUAGUUGAGCUUUUAUUUUAUUUUUUACAAGGCAAAAAUACAGAGAUCAAGGGAAGCCAGAUGAUUGCAGAAUGACAAAUUCUUAAUAUAAAAAACGAUGAAAUGUAGGCAACCAUUAAAAAAAAAGAAGCAAGGGAUGCAUACAUUGAAAGGAUAGAAAUACAAAAAAGGUUAUUGUAAAAAAUAAAAGUUCAGCAGAGGAGAGCCUGUUGGGAGUUUUCUCCCCAAAUCCUAUUGAAUAGGAAGAUGUGUUCUUCAUUGCUUCUUCAGUAUUUUCUUCUUAGGUAUUCCCCUUCAGUGUGUAGUUUGACUUAAAAACGGUGUGGUGCUUGAUGUAAGGGAAACUGAUUUGUACUUGUAUUCUGUCUUGCUAUUUCUGUAUCAAAUAGCCUAUGGCUUUGAACAAUAAAGAAAGGUACUGUUUUGCAGGUGUCAUGAUGGCUGUUAGCUUAGAUCAUUUUGGAAGGGGGUUAGAUAAAUUCAUGGAGGAAGCGAGGCCUGUAAAGGCGACUAGUCAUGGUUGCAAUCCAGGACCUCCCUGUUCAGAGGUAAUGUGCCACCAGUUCUUGAGAACUAGUAGUGUGGAUGUGCUGUCGCCUUCCUGCCCUGCCUGUGGGAUUCUCUGAGGCAUCUGAUGAUUGAGCACUGCAAGAAGCAGGAUGUGUGAGCUGCAUAGCGCUUUGGUCUGACCCAGCAAGGCCCAUUUUAGAUGGGUCGGGUGUUGUUGGGGCCGGCACGCCUGCCUCUGGGUGGAUUGCCAUAGCGUGUCCUUCCAGCCCCACCCAACGCUGAUAGGGUCAUUCAAUUAAGGGGCAGACUGCAUGCUGCAGUGUGUCGGCCAAACCCCUUUGUUCUUCCUUCCCAGGGCAUGGGGGGACAACAUGAAUACUUCGGCCUGUGGAUCGACAGCAACUAUGGGAGGGGCCACAGCAAAGCCAAGCCCAGAUGCACCACGUACAACAGCCCUCAGCUGUCGGCCAAGGAGAACUUCACGUUGGACGCCAUGGAGGUUUGGGCGGUGGGAGACCUCCCGGAAAGUGCCGCCGUAAGUGACCGCUGUGACUGUCUCUCUAGCUAAACAAUGACCUUGAGGUAGCUGGGCAGUGGGUCAGUGGCCCCCUGAAACUCAUGCAUGAACUCUCUAGUCAAAACAGCUUGCAAAUUUCUAUCCCUAUCAACACUAAGGGAUGUUGCACUGGAGGGUGGAAACCUUCAGGAAGUACCCACAGUCCAGGCAUGGCAUUGUGCUGUGUAAAUGGCACCCAACAGUGCUAGUCUCCUGUUUGAGGAAAGGAGGUUGAGUGGACAGUCAGCUGUGAUUUCCGCAGCCUCCCAACUCCUUUGAGUCACUCAGUCCGCAGACGGGUGGUCAGUACUGUGAUGUGUCAUGUCUUCUUGUUUGUGUCAUGUCCUCUUGGAUAACAAAAGCAGAUUUAUUGAGGCCACAGUGGGCUGCUAUGCAUGGUUGUACCAUUUCUUUUGGGCUGGUGGACCACAAGAUGUGUUUCCCCUUAAAGGGGGGGGGUGGCUUCUGGAGGCCAGUCCUUUUCUAUGAUAGCACCGUGCAUGUAUGAAAAGGCUAAAGGCAAAAGAAAACUUACGUUCAGUGCUAACACCAGUUUCUUUAUUUUUUUUUAAGAAUAUUUUUUUAUUAACCGACCAAUCACAUCAAAUCAAACCAAAUUACAUAAAUUCCAAAUUACUCAGCCGAAUUUUAAAUUUUUGUUGGGGGUACCCAUAUUUCAAGUUCCGAAGGGAUCCAAUCAACUUCUUGCUUCUUACUGCUGUUUUAAUGUCCACAAAUCUAACCUUAUGAUGUUCACAGUACUAUCCGGUCCUUUAUUAUUAUUUUUCCACAUCUCUUGUUGUUAUUUUCAUAUAUUUUUCCUUUCUCUUUGUGACCUCUGAUAGUCUCCCGAAGUUGGUUAGAACAGUUUGUAAUCCUGCGUGGAUAUUAUUAUUUUUAUCCAGUAGCCAUAUCCAGACGUUUUCCAUAUAACAUCACUUCCAUACAUCAAAACAGUCUUAGCGUCAUUAAUUUUCACCAAUCUGCCUCCUUUCUCAAAACCUCUGAGGAGAUUCACUAGGAAUGCAGUCUGAAAACAAAUCCGUUCUUCCUCCCGGCUAUAAAUCCUUUGGCAAGAUGGCGACUCCAAAUUAAUUGCUGCGCCAUUCCCAAAAGCUCUUAUCGCUUCUCGGUCUCCAUAAAGCAUACUUUUGGUUAAAGUUUAUCUCCACACAGACCUUAAUCAUCCUGCUUGGGUCAGUUCAACCGACAGUUCUAAUGAGAAGGGGUUCUUGUAAAUCACAUAGAAGGAAAGUAAAAAAGGUUCCCCCCCCCCCAUUCAGCCCCGUUGUCAACAUACCCCGCCUUUGGUGUAUCUUCAUCGUAAAAUAUUCCUGUUUCUCCAGCCCGUCGUCUUCUUUCGUAGAGGUCACUUAAAUUAGCAGACUUCACUCCCUUCUUCACUUGAAAUAUGUGCAUUUGCUUCUUUUGUAAUUAAUUAUUCCAAAUUGCUGCAACUAGUGCGCGAUCAGAGACAGCGUCCAGGAGAGCCGAGGUCCACACGGGGGCAUUCUGCCUAGGGCCCUCACCCCCUUCUUUCGAAUUAGGGGGUGAUUUAUGGGCACAGCAGGCAAGGGCAGUGUUCCCCAUUUCCUUGGGGCAACAAGGGAGGCUGCCUACUCCCUUAAUUACAGCCUCUUAAUUACCCCGUGUGGGUCGGAGAGAUGGUAUUGUCGGCCAUCUUCCAAUGCGCCCCCUAGUGGCCCCCCGCUAACACCAGUUUCAAGUCUAAUCGCCAAACAACAAUCAAAACAGCAGCAAGAGCCAUUGCAGAGACAGGUACACCCGCUUCCAAAGCAAGACUAGAGUUAAUCGUCCGUUAAAAGUUUCGAAGAGGAAAACGGCAUUUUCAUACUGCUUUCCUGGCACAGAAAAGCUGCUAAGUUUCUUGGCAACAAUAGCAUGCUGGGUGUGGGUGCAUGUGCUGCUUUUUGUGUUUCUUCCCUUCCUUCCCCCAGCGGUGCCCCAAGGGUUCCUCUUAGCGAUCAGAGAUCACGCUCUGACAUGGGUCCCCUUCUGCAGUCAUUUCAGGAAGCUCUGUGACCUUACCCAACCUGUUUGACUGGACCAACAAAGUAGGCUGGCAAGUGGGCGGGGGCCGCAGAACCUGUCCUGCUGUUUGCAGAGGGAUGACUGGGGGGGGGGGGGGAGCUGCACAGGGAAGCAAUAACAACUUCCUUCUAAUGCAGACGUGACGUGCAAAUGAAAGGGCCCCAGGAUGGGUUGACUGUGACCUGUUCCCUUUCUUGAAUUCCUAUUUUGUUUGGUGUUCCAACCUGCCUUCUGGGUUUUGAUUUAGGGCACGGGGCAGAAGAGCAUCCUGGACGCAGACCCCGAGGCCCAGGCUUUGCUGGAGAUGAUCGGGAAGGGCCGGAAAAGCGAUGGGUUGCGGGAUCCGGCCGAUGGCGACGGAGGCGACAACUGAGAACAAGGCCUGGAAGCUCUUGCCUGAUGCUCUGUGCAGAGCCGUCUCUGAUCUCUCUCCAACACCACAUGUGAAAACUCGAUAACACAAACCGCUCAAGUGUAAUGUGUUUUCCUAGAGUUGCAUGUUGUCUGGUUAGGAGACAAAUCCUUUGCGUAGCGGGAUGGUUUGUCUGGGGCGGGCGGAUGGGGUGAUUGCAUGCUUUAGGUAGUUCUUAAUAAUCAAGGGUAUUGCUGAAUAUAAAUGAAGACAGGUCCAUGCCCCUCCCCCUUCUUUGGAUCAGUGUUAGCAUCCACUAUUUUGUCACACAUUUCGUCUGUGAGCAGCUCAAGGGAGUUUUCGAGAAUCCUGUUGGGAAACAGUUUCCUGAACGAAUUUCACCUUGUUUGCUCAAGAGGGCCUUUGCUAAUCAUGCUGAAGCAAGUUUUGUUGGGGACAGUUGGUUCAACCCAGGGUUGAGCAUUCACAGACCCUGCUUUAGGAAACCCACAUUUUGAAUGUUGUAAAGGCAGUAGCCAGAGAACUGAGUACUUGAUUGAUGCUGCUUUUAGUCUCAGAAUUCUGUCCCAGACACCGUUCAUAUAGCCAGAGAACUGAGCACUUGAUCAAUGCUGCUUUUAGUCUCUGCUGUCCCAGACACCAUUCACAUAAGUGUAUAGGACUGAGAACCAAGUCAGAUUUCCAGGGUGGUUCAGGCACAGGCCAAUGUUGGGAGUGCAAGCGAAAGACCACCUCCCUGGUGAAUUUCUGGAUGCGUAUGGCAUCACUACACCCCAGACCCUUUAAGAUGCAUGAGAUUGGGCUGAUCCUUGAGCUGCUGGCGGCAAGUUGCAGGUUAACCGAAUCAGCAAGAAUCAAUGCUAAAUCAUGCGGUGAAGCAGUGGAUGCAGCCUGUCAGUCGGGGCACCAGUCUGAAGGAUGAAACGUUGGUUGCAGCCAAACUUAGCAAUGUCUGAAACCCAAAGACCCAAUUUUCUUUGCUAGGUAUUGUCGAGAAAUGAUCUCAAGUCCUCAAUUUAAGGCCUACUUCAGGAUUCAGUCUAGGGAAUUAUAAAGGGGUGUGAGGACGGGGCUCUACCUUGGAUUUUCAUGCAACUGUCCGCUUUGCAAAUCUGCACCUCUAUGCAACACAAACCACACAGCAAAUAAGAUGAUAUCAUCUGAAACAUAAGCUGCAAACUUUAGAGCUACUCAGGACUUCUUAUCAUGCCCUGAAAAGUAAGUGUGUGUGUGUGUGAAAAAGUUGCUUGACAAGGCUUGGUAUUCAAAACAGUGUCCUUAGCCCCCCCCCUCCUUUUUUUUAAGUCUUAAGGUAGUGAACUUUUGAGUAGAAAAUUAAGUAUGCAAAGCAAGGAAUCUAAAACUGAUAUUCCCUUUGCAAUUGUGAAAAACAAGUAUUAGCUUCCACUAUAGUUCCACUUGAGCCUCGCAGAUUACUGAAAGGUGGGGAAUAACAAUAAAAUAAAAGUGGUCUAUAGAGGUAAACAGUAUGUUGGAAAUUGAAGUGUCCUUUGGCUUGUUGACAUAUUUGAUCAAGUUGCAAAGGCAUAAUUUCCACAAUAGCUGGAUCUGUUCUGGUCUUCUGAGUGAACAGAUCCAGCUUCUGAGUGCAUCUUUUAUGUAUACUAUUCUGACUUGGUGACAUCAUGUUUAAGGUCUGUAACCUUAGAAGGAACUAUUUUGUUCCACCAGCUUUGUUGCAAUAAAUCUACAAGAUACAUAGGGGUGUUUCUUGUUUGGCAGCUAUACUUUGAUAGCAAAUCCUUCCAUGUUGCCUUGUAGCCAUAUAGCCUCAAAUCUUGCUACACCUUUACUUGGGAGUCUUGUCUGAUUGAAUUCAGUGGGGCUUCUACCUUAAAAUGCUUAGGGACAGGCCACAGAUCAGAAAUUAAAUCAUGUUCAGUCAUUUUUCUUUCUGUAGAAUAGUGUUUAUGAGACAAGACAAGAGAAGCUUGAAAUGGAAAAUCUGCAUGUUAAUCUGAAAGAGCUACUUCUGUCCUGAUUGAUGGUUUAUCUGUGUAGACGGAUGCUAUGCCUCACUGUUUAUCCAGCCUAUGGUAGCUAGCUAUUUAUAUCCUAGUCUCUUUUUCAUAGGGGCAAUAGGAAGCUGCCUUAUACAGCGUCAAGCUCCGUUCAUCUUUCCUGUCCCAGAGCAGCAAUUCUCAGAGUUGAUAACAAUCAGUCUCUCUUCACAGGGAACUCUGCGAAUUGUAGGCCUGUGAGGGGAAUGGGGUGUGUGUCUCCUAAACAACUCUUUGUUUAAGGUGGCAUCGCAGGAUUUAAAAAUGUAUGGUGUUUAUGUGUCUCAGGUGCCUCUUCUGCUGCUGGAACCAGCCUCCCCUCAAAAGUAGAGAGGAGGAAGAUCAAGAGAGAGGCCUGCCAAAGGAUGAUUUUCACUUGAUCCCCUCCUUUGGGAGAGAUGGACUUUAGCUGAGGGGUAGAAUAUGUGUUUUGUAGGCAGAAAGGCUGAAGUGUGAUCCCAGGCAGCUCCUGCUAGCAGGAUCAUGUAGGUGCUGAUAGAAAACACCCCUCCUCAAAAGAGACCUUUAAGGACCCUUUAAAGACACUGCCAGUCACAGCUGGCAGUGCCAGGCUAGAUGGAUCAAUUUGUCUGACUGCACACAACAGCUUAAUAUGUAAGGUUUUUCUAGCAGAUACUGAUCAGUGUAAGGCAGCAGAGACUAACCUGUGGCCUUCCAGAUGUUGAGCUCCCAUUAGCACCAGCCAGGAUGGUGUAGCCGUCAGGGGGAAUCACCAAUGCCAACUGGGAGGCCACAGGUUAACCACCCCUGGGGUAAGGGAAGCAAGCGUGCUGAAGGAGGUCACCAAGCUGAUCGCAUUUCCUGGGGUGGGAACAUAAAAAACCUGCUGGAUCAGGCCAAGGGCCCAUCUAGUUGAGCAUCCUGUUCUCCCAAGCAGCUGCCUGUGGGAAACCCUCAAGCAGGGCAGGAGUGCAAGAUUAUCUGUCCGCUUGCAAUUCCCAGCAGCUGGUAUUCAGAGACAUAGACUGACAGCGAAGGUAGUACGCCCUUGUCCCUGUGGACCAGGAAGCUGGAUGGAAGAGAAUCAAGCAAAGCACUUCUCAACACAAGGGAACUGGACCAUAGCAGAUGUUUUAUAACCCUUUGCAACUCCGUCAGGCAUAGAAAGCCAUGGACAAAGGUGGGUGUGGCCCUGGUUUUUCCUUUUGAUCUUGUUCCAGCCAACUGGAAGAAUUGUAGACUUUUCCAUCUUCUUUAGCUGGCAUUUUUUCUCCAGGGUGAUGGCUGUGAGCUUGCUUUGAGCACAUCCUUUUGUCUUUCCUCUUUUUAAAAUAUAAUGGCGGGUAUAUAUUCACAGAGGGCAAAAUUGUGGUACAGAUCAGGCAAUAGAUAGCAUGCAUAGGAAAUGCAGCUGGGCAACACAUCUAACACUUGGAAUACAGCUUCAAGCAAAGGGAGAUGUUCCAUGCUGGAAGAAGAGAACCUAUCCAGGCCAGAGACCAGCACAGAAGAGUUUGUUCCUGUUCAUGAUGCUAUUUCUUUCCCUUUUGUUUUCUUUUUAACACCUUUUGAGUGGUUUUAUAAUAAUGCACGUCCAGUCGCAUGUACCAAAUUAAUUGCAACAAAUAAAUUGUUCCAGUUCUUUUCUAUAA